This is a messenger RNA of Loxodonta africana (African savanna elephant), 6176 nucleotides long. RefSeq names its product platelet derived growth factor receptor beta (gene PDGFRB). The transcript has 23 exons. Gene Ontology annotation, molecular function: platelet-derived growth factor binding; ATP binding; platelet-derived growth factor beta-receptor activity. NCBI's taxonomy places the organism in Eukaryota, Metazoa, Chordata, Mammalia, Proboscidea, Elephantidae. Gene Ontology annotation, cellular component: plasma membrane; signaling receptor complex. The coding region runs from base 618 to 4010 and encodes 1130 amino acids. Gene Ontology annotation, biological process: positive regulation of smooth muscle cell migration; angiogenesis; protein phosphorylation. The record is from RefSeq and is a predicted model, not a curated record.
GGAAAAGAAAGAGAGGGGGGAAAAAAGUGAAAUUGAAAACAGACGCACGCGUCCACCCUCCCUGCUCUGCCGCCCCCCUUCUCCCAGCUAGGCCAAUCAGAAGCCGUCUUGCGGCCUUUCCCCCAAAGUGGAGGGGGCGGUGGAAGCAGGGAAGCCCACGGUGGUGUGAGCUCCUGGGGCUGCCAGCCGCCCAGCAGUCCCUACCCGCCCUGUCUGGGAUCCGGGAUCGCUCCGUGAGCAGCUCAGAGAGGAGGAGGACGCCGAGGAAGAGGAAGCCUGGCCCCUCAGAGCAGCCGCGGAACUGAAGCCCGUGCCCUGCGACCCAGCCAGCCAGACCCAGGGCGGCCCCUCCUGGCAGCUUGACUCCUACGGAAGGAUGCUUUGGGAGUGAGGCGAAGCUGGGCUGCUCUUUACCGCUGCAGCCCCCCACUCUCUUGUUCCCCGAGGCUCUGGUCUACAGCCACCCUUCUUGCCCCCCUACCCAGCCACUGGCAGUCUGGAGUCCAGCAAAGUCUCCAGAUAACUGGGAGAGGGCAGUGAGGAGGACUUCCUGGAGAGGGUGGCAGCCCAGAGCCUGGGACUGUGCUAACAUUAGAAGACACCGCAGCAAGGACAUCAUGAAGCCUCCAGGUGUGAUGCCAGCAAUGGUCCUCAAAGGCCAGUUGCUGUUGUUGCCCCUGCUGCUGCUGAUGGGUCCACAGGCCUCUCAGGGCCUGGUUAUCACACCCCCGGGGCCGGAGCUUGUCCUCAAUAUCUCUAGCACCUUCAUUCUGACCUGCUCGGGCCCAGCUCCAGUGGUAUGGGAACGGCUGUCCCAGAAGCCCCCGCAGGAAGUGAUCAGGACCCAGGAUGGUAACUUCUCCAGCAUGCUGACGCUGACCAAUGUCACUGGGCUCGACACAGGAGAAUACUUUUGCACCUACAAUGACUCCCAUGGGCUGGAGCACGAUGAGCGAAAGCGGCUCUACAUCUUUGUGCCAGAUCCCACCGUGGGUUUCCUCCCUACCAAACCUGAGGACUUAUUCAUCUUUCUCGUGGAAGUACCUGAGACAAUCCCAUGCCGGGUGACAGACCCACAGCUGGUGGUGACACUGCAUGAGAAGAAAGUGGAUAUCCCACUGCCAAUCCCCUAUGACCACCAACGGGGCUUCUCUGGUAUCUUUGAGGAUAAGACCUACAUCUGCAAAACCACCAUCGGGGACAGGGAGGUGGAUUCUGACCCCUAUUAUGUCUACAGCCUCCAGGUGUCAUCCAUCAAUGUGUCUGUGAACGCAGUGCAGACUGUGGUCCGCCAGGGUGAGAACAUCACCGUCAUGUGCAUUGUGACUGGAAGCGAGGUCGUCAACUUUGGGUGGACAUAUCCCCGCAUGGAGAGUGGGCGGCUGGUGGAGCCAGUGACGGACUUCCUGUUAGAUGUGCCCUCCCACAUUCGCUCCAUCCUGCACAUUCCCAAUGCCGAGCUGGGUGACUCAGGCACCUACGUCUGCAAUGUGUCGGAGAGUGUGAACGAGCAUCAGGAUGAAAAGGCGAUCAAUGUCACUGUGGUCGAGAGCGGCUAUCUGCGGCUGCUGGGAGAGAUGGACCCUGUACAAUUCGCGGAUCUGCACCGGAGCCGCACACUGCGGGUGGUGUUCGAGGCCUACCCACCACCCACCGUCAUGUGGUUCAAGGACAACCGCACCCUAGGUGACUCCGGCACCGGCGAGAUCUCCCUGUCCAUUCGCAAUGUGUCUGAGACCCGGUACGUGACGGAACUGACACUGGUUCGGGUGAAGGUGGCUGAGGCUGGCCACUACACCGUGCGGGCCUUCCACGAGGACGCUGAGUUGCAGCUUUCCUUCCAGUUGCAGGUCAACGUCCCUGUCCGUGUGCUGGAGCUGAGUGAGAGCCACCCAGCCAGCGGCGAGCAGACAGUCCGCUGUCGUGGUCGGGGCAUGCCCCAGCCGUACCUCACCUGGUCUACCUGCAGCGACCUCAAGAGGUGUCCGCACGAGCUGCCACCCACAUCCCUGGGGAACAGUUCGGAGGAGGAGAGCCAGCUGGAGACUAACGUGACGUACUGGGCGGAGGAGCAGGAGUUCGAGGUGGUGAGCACGCUGCGCCUACACCGCGUGGAUCAGCCGCUGUCCGUGCGCUGCACGCUGCACAACCCACUGGGCUACCAUAUGCAGGAGGUCAUCGUGGUGCCACAUUCACUGCCCUUCAAGGUGGUGGUGAUCUCAGCCAUCCUGGCCCUGGUGGUCCUCACUGUCAUCUCCCUCAUCAUCCUGAUCAUGCUCUGGCAGAAGAAGCCACGUUAUGAGAUCCGCUGGAAGGUGAUCGAGUCAGUGAGCUCCGAUGGACAUGAGUACAUCUACGUGGACCCCAUGCAGCUGCCCUAUGACUCCACAUGGGAGCUGCCGCGGGACCAGCUUGUGCUGGGACGCACCCUUGGCUCUGGGGCCUUUGGGCAGGUGGUGGAGGCCACGGCACAUGGUCUGAGCCAUUCUCAGGCCACAAUGAAGGUGGCUGUCAAGAUGCUGAAAUCCACAGCCCGUAGCAGUGAGAAACAAGCCCUCAUGUCGGAGCUGAAGAUCAUGAGUCAUCUCGGGCCCCACCUGAAUGUGGUCAACCUGCUGGGGGCCUGCACCAAAGGAGGACCCAUCUACAUCAUUACUGAGUACUGCCGCUACGGCGACCUGGUGGACUACCUGCACCGCAACAAACACACCUUCCUGCAGCACUGCUCGGACAAGCGCCACCCGCCCAGCGCCGAGCUCUACAGCAAUGCCCUGCCCGUCGGGCUCCCUCUGCCCAGCCAUGUGUCCCUGACUGGGGAGAGUGACGGUGGCUACAUGGACAUGAGCAAGGAUGAGUUGGUGGACUACGUACCCAUGCUGGACAUGAAAGGGGACGUCAAAUAUGCAGACAUCGAGUCCUCCAACUACACGGCCCCUUAUGACAACUACGUCCCCUCUGCUCCCGAGAGGACGUGCCGGGCAACUUUGAUCAAUGAGUCCCCAGUGCUUAGUUACAUGGACCUUGUGGGCUUCAGCUACCAGGUGGCCAAUGGCAUGGAAUUCCUGGCCUCCAAGAACUGUGUCCACCGAGACCUGGCGGCCAGGAACGUGCUGAUCUGUGAGGGCAAGCUGGUCAAGAUCUGUGACUUUGGCCUGGCUCGUGACAUUAUGAGGGACUCAAACUACAUCUCCAAAGGCAGUACCUUCCUGCCUCUCAAGUGGAUGGCCCCCGAGAGCAUCUUCAACAGCCUUUACACCACCCUGAGCGACGUGUGGUCCUUCGGGGUCCUACUCUGGGAGAUCUUCACCCUGGGUGGCACCCCUUACCCGGAGCUGCCCAUGAAUGAGCAAUUCUACAAUGCCAUCAAGCGAGGUUACCGCAUGGCGCAGCCUGCCCACGCGUCAGACGAGAUCUACGAGAUCAUGCAGAAGUGCUGGGAAGAGAAGUUUGAGAUUCGGCCCCCCUUCUCCCAGCUGGUGCUGCUUCUUGAGAGACUGCUGGGUGAGGGUUACAAAAAGAAGUACCAGCAGGUGGAUGAGGAGUUUCUGAGGAGCGACCACCCAGCCAUCCUUCGCUCCCAAGCCCGCUUGCCCGGAUCCCGUGGCCUCCACUCCAGCUUGGACAGCUCCGUCCUUUAUACUGCCGUGCAGCCCAAUGAGGGUGACAAUGACUACAUCAUUCCCCUGCCUGACCCCAAACCCGAGGUUGCUGAUGAGGGACCAUUGGAGGGCUCCCCCAGCCUUGCAAGCUCCACUCUGAAUGAAGUCAACACCUCCUCCACCAUCUCCUGUGACAGUCCCCUGGAGCCCCAAGAGGAACCAGAGCCGGACCUUCGGCCCCAGGAGGAGCUGGAGCCGGAGCCGGAGCCGGAACCAGAGCCGGAGCCAGAGCCGGAGCCAGAGCCGGAGCCAGAGCCAGAGCCGGAGCCGGAACCGGAGCCAGAGCCGGAGCAGCCACUGGGUUCAGGCUGCCCAGGUCCUCGGGCUCAGGCGGCGGACAGCUUCCUGUAGGGGGCUGACCCAACCCUGCCUGCCUGAAGCUCCCCCUCUACCUCCCAGCACCCAGCGCCUCCUGGCCUGUCCUGGCCCGGCCCCCUGCCAGGCUGCCCUAUCAGCUGCCCUCUUUUGGAAGGCUUCUGCCCCGGUGUGUUGCGCCCCAACCCCAGGGGCUGAGGUGGCAAGAAAACUGCAGGGGCCAUGACCAGCCCUCUGCCCUGGGGAGGCCACAUGACUCUGAGCCAGGGUUCCCCCCGGGGCCAUGGUUUCCCCAUCUCUAAGAAGGGAAAGUUGGGUUUGGUGACCCACAAUCUGAGAUUGUCUUUCUGGCUGACAGGUGAGGAGACUGGAAUCCCUGGAGAGCUUCUUGGGGUUAAUGAGGCGGUAAAUAAUAUUUUUUUCUCUUCAGCCAGCCAGCCUCAAGGAGCUGCAGUCUGUAGGCAUUAGUUGAUUGAUGAGUUUCUCCUCGCACUUUUAUCCACUCAAGAGCUGGGGAAGGGGCUUGGCGUCCCUCGCUCCUGGCUGGGCUGAGGCCAGGACAGUGUUGCCUCAUCCGGAAGGCACCUCCCCACAAUGCCAGUCUCUUCUUUCCCAGGCCCGAGCUGGUCUGGGGCCAUCUGUGCUUAAUUAAUGCUGUUAAUUAAUGCUGGGCUUGGGCCAAAUAUAGGACAAUCUGGCCUGUAGCUCCUGCCCGUGGCACACCCCCACCAUGGAGAGUGCCAGUGUCACGUCUUCUGGCACUGUCAGUCCCAGGGUCUUGUCUUUAACACCCUUAGUCUUACUCCACCCACCAGAGUCUCCAGGGCAAAACUGGCCCUGUGUCUGUGAUGCAUGUUGCCAUACCUGCAGGAAGUGUCCGUAUGUGGCCCGUGUGUGGCACUGACUCUGCAUUGGACCUGCUAUGAGACCUUGGAGGAAUCCCUUGCCUUCUCUGGCUGUUAGUUUCCCCUUUGAAAAAUGAACAGGUUGGACUCAUUGACUCCUAGUGCUCUGCAGCUUCCUGUAGGGGGCUGACCCAACCCUGCCUGCAGCUCCCCCUCAACAUCCCAGCACCCAGCGCCUCCUGGCCUGUCCUGGCCCGGCCCCUUGCCAGGCUGCCCUAUCAGCUGCCCUCUUUUGGAAGGCUUCUGCCCCGGUGUGUUGCGCCCCAACCCCAGGGGCUGAGGUGGCAAGAAAACUGCAGGGGCCAUGACCAGCCCUCUAUUCUAGCAUUCUAGAAUAUUCCAGGGGGUUGCACACUUGCUUGACGAAUCAGGGUCAAACACCCCAAACCCCUAUCCUAGGUUGCAGCUGGUGUCUGGGAAGAUUCCAGAUUUCACAUCACUUUCUAGGGAUUUAGGAAAUGUGCCCCUUCCCCAGGCCCUUGGCAAGUCUCAAGAACCCAGCUGCCGAGGCCUUGACUUGGAGUGACAGCCAGUGUCCUGGAAAGCCCCCGGCACUGCCCUAGGGGUGUGAGAAGACCACAGGACCCCUUUCGGCACCCGCAAUGACCUCUCUGGAGCUAUCCUGGGCCAGGGGGGCAGAGAGGACAAAUUAAAAACCACCUCUGCGGCCCGCCCCUCCAGCACCUGCUGUCCAGGCCUACAGUACAGACAUAUGGGCAGUCAGGGAGCCCGGAGGGCCCUGUAAAGGACAAGACACCUCGCAUGUGUGACCUGGGAAAGGGGUUCAACAGACGGAGCUGCGUGAAUGUUCAUCAGUCCUGUGGCGCAGUGUUUUUGUCACUGUUGUGGAACACUUUGGGGGUUGCCCACUUGCCCUCCAGCUGCCCCCUUGCCCUCCAGCUGCCCCAAUCCCUGAGACAGUACCCCAUGGGGGGUGGUUUUGCCACUGCCCAGGCCUGCUCUCCUCACUUGCUCUGCCAGCCACACCCCAACCUAGUGGGCAUUGGAGGUGCCAAAGGAGUGAGGGCUUCAGCAGCGAGAGAUGUGGAGAGGAGAUACUCUGGGCACCAGCACCCAACCCCUUACUGGUUGGCCCAGGACCCCUAAAGCCUGGUGCAAGAGGGGAAGUGGAUUCUCACUACGGUACCAAAGAUGUAAUCACCUAGGUUUACAAGUAUUUUUAGGACUCACAUUAACUCACAUCUAUACAACAUUUUGUACGCUGUCAAGUUUUCCUAUCUGUGUACUUUUUUUUUAAGAGAGAUUUUAAUAUUAAAUAUGGUGCUUCUUACUCACA